AUGGGGGUGAGCGUGCAGAGUGCUGAGAGCGGGGGCGUGUGGGGGCUGAUUGCGGGGCCAGCAGCCGCAAGGGUCGCGGCGGACUUGGGCCGGCUGCCGCUGCAGCCUCCGCUGGUGGCGGACGCAACUGUGCUGCCCCAGGAGCAGGUGGAGGGCGGCCAGCUCAAGCUGAACACACAGCUGCUGCACAGGUUCCUGCCUCCAGUGGACGUUGAGAUCACCGUGGAGUUUGGUGGCACUGGCUCUGAGCGCAUCCUCGUCAUGAACAUUCGGUGUGUGGUGCCCGCCGGCGCCCUGAUGGUGGUCAACCACCGCGGCCGCAUUGCCUACGCCACCGCCGCCCUGGGGGCGCUGCUGGGCGUGCCCGCGAAGCAGCUGGCUGCGAUGGACCUUGCAACCAUCGUGCCGCCGCCCUACGCGCAGCUUCACGCCGGCUUCCUCAAGAGCCUCAGCGCCGUCCCGCCGGCGACCAGCUGCCGCGCCGGCGCGGUCGUGCACCUGCUGCGCUCCAACGGCGUCAAGGUCCCCGUGACGCUGCGCAUGACGACGCACGACGACGGGGAGCGCGUCCAGCACGUGGUCAAGGUGGUGCCCUCGUCGGAGGCAGAGCGGCUGGACCGGCAGCGCAUGGUGCUGGGCGUGGGGGAGGGCGGCGUCGUGGUGUCUGUCAACCCGGGCGCGUCCAAGGGGCUGUUCGGGUUCGCGCCGCAGGGCCGCCCCGUUUUGGGUCGCCGCCAUCAUCGGCCCGAGCUGGGCUCGCAGCUUCUCAGCCCCGAUGCCGCCCCUCCCAACAAGCCCCCGUCGCGCCGCGCCGCCGCGCCGUCCUCCGCCUGCUGCCUGCUUCAAAUUGCGCAGGGGCUGGUUGGCAAGCCUUUGUCGUCGUUCAUCAACGUGUUCAAGGAGGAGCAGCACCGCGACAGCGCGAAAGGGGAGGCGGGCCUGCUGGUUUCGCUGGGCAUGCGCGCGCUGGAGGGCGCCGGCGACGACGCGUGGCGCGUCGGAGUGAGGCAGCCAAAGGAGGAGGGCGAGGGCGGCGAGACCGCGGCGCAGUCGUCCGCGCUGGCCAUGGCGCUGCAGCAGCGCAACCGCGAGCGGCCCGCGCUGAUGAGCGUCUCGGUCAACGCCGAGGCAGAGGACGCCGACAGCGGCGCCGGCAGCGGCGCGGCCGCGCACCAGGCGGCUGGCGACGCGGCGCAGCAGGACGCUGCCGGGGCGGCGGCGCUCGAGGUGACGCUGUGGCGCGCGGACGCGGUGGCGGCGGUGGUGGAGGUGGAUUCGAAGCUCGAGAUCACGCGGGCCGACGCGGCGGCGGGGCUGCUGUUUGGGUUCAACCACCGGGCCAUGAUCAAGAAAGACUUCAAGAGGUUGGCGGGCCUGCCAGAGGGCACGCGCCCCUCAGACCUAAUGUCAGGCACCGCCUCCCCAGAGGGCAAGGGCCGCCACGGCAAAAAGGGCGGCAUGAAGGGCGGCGGCGCCCCCAAGACGGGCGUGCGCAUGGUGCUGAAGACGCGGCACGCGGACGGCUCCGAGCUGAAGCUGGAGAUGCAGGCGGUGACAAAGCCCGGCAGCGGCGACCACCUGGUGCUGCGCCUGCAGCCGCUCGACCCAUCCUGCGGCUCCCUCGAGCCCCUACUCGCUGCCCUGCAGCGCGGCGGCGCUGCCGGCGCUGCUGGCGCCGGCGCCGGGCUCGGCGCGGCGGUCGGCGCCAAGCUGCUUGCAGAUGCGGCAGGCAGCGGCUCGGAGGCCGGGGAGGAGGCUCGCGCCGAGGGCAGGCGCGGCAGCGGCGGCGGCGGCGGCGGGGGCGGCGCGCGGGGCUCGGCGGCGCUGGAUACGGCGGACGAGGGGUCUGACGACGGCUCCGGGGGCCCGCGCGGCGGCAAGCGCUCGCCGGUGAAGCCCAGGGCGCGCGUGGAGGAAUGGGUCGCGCAGCACAGCCGGGUCCCCAGCGCCGCCGGCAGCGAUGAGCAGGAGGAGGAAGAGCGGCGCCCUGCCCGCGGCCGCGGCCGCGGCGGGCGCCCGGCCGCGGGGUCCAAGAGCGGCAAGGGUGGCAAGGGCGGCAAGAGCGGCAAGGGCGGCCGCGGUUUUGGCGCGCACAGCGACGAUGAGGAGGAGGAGGAGGAAGAGGAGGAGGCACGCGCGUCGCCGGCGCGCCGCGGGUGCGCCGCGGCAGCAGCCGCGGCGGACAGCGACGACGACGCCGGCUCCGAGCGAUCCGGCGGCGGCGCCGGCGCCGGCGCCGCCGGCGCGCUCGCGCUGGUGGGCGCGAAGAGCGGGAUGUUUGAGGGCGGCGGUGCGUCCAUGGGCGGCGGGUCGAGCGCGUCCGGCUCUGAGGCGCAGGAUGCGGCGAGCAGCAUUGCAGGGGAUGGUGGGGAGGACGCUGACCUGGUUGCCGACUUCAGGUGA
Monoraphidium neglectum is the source of this 2403-nucleotide messenger RNA. RefSeq lists its product as hypothetical. The transcript is spliced from 10 exons. Lineage: Eukaryota; Viridiplantae; Chlorophyta; Chlorophyceae; Sphaeropleales; Selenastraceae. The record is from RefSeq and is a predicted model, not a curated record. Bases 1 to 2403 code for a protein of 800 amino acids.